ACCAUCUUUCACAUGCUGCACGCCGGUAUAGUUCCAUACAAUCGAAUUAGGGAAUCGUAGAAGACUUGCUUUGAGAGAUCACUUGUUACUUCAUCGUAUACACAAUUGUCGAAAUCAAGCCAUCAACAUGCUGUCCAUUCAACCUUCCAAACCUCAAAAAUGCACACCAAACCUACUCCCCGCGCGGAUAAACCACAAUGGCCCUAUAAACGACGCCGAACGAUACUGGAAGCCUGAAACAGAUGACAAAGGAAAGCAACAUGCAUACUUCCGCGGUCGACACCUCCACGGCACCACGCUACCUCUCCCCCAGAACUACACCGGCGCUAUCUUACAUGUCACCGAUAAGCAAUUACCGCAAACGCGAACACAACCGCAACAGCCCGUAGACGACGAGGAAGAAGAUGCUGAGGUGGAGGAGAGCAUACCCGUCGAAGUCAAGGUUGCGGAACAAGUAGGCGCGUUUGGCGAGGUCAUAAUAUGGGGUCAUGGCGGUGAGGUGGAUGGGAGUGGGGAUGCGUUCGUUAGAGGAAUGAACGAAUGGGUCGGGUUCGCAGAGAGCAUGCAUGUUGACGAAGAAGAACAAGAUGAGGGUAUGAAGCCGGAGAGUAAGAGCGUCUAGGAUAAUGUCGUGCAAUUGUAAAGGUGAUCUGGGAUCUGGAAGAUAG
This is a messenger RNA of Alternaria rosae, 668 nucleotides long. Its product is annotated as ribonuclease H2, subunit C. Gene Ontology annotation, biological process: RNA catabolic process. Bases 128 to 622 code for a protein of 164 amino acids. NCBI's taxonomy places the organism in Eukaryota, Fungi, Ascomycota, Dothideomycetes, Pleosporales, Pleosporaceae. The transcript has 2 exons. The record is from RefSeq and is a predicted model, not a curated record. Gene Ontology annotation, cellular component: ribonuclease H2 complex.